UAUUGUUUUGGUUGCUUUGCUUGCUUGUUGUACCUAUACCUAUUGAUUGUAUUUUGAUAUUCAUUAGGCUAUUUUUAUGUUAACACCAAGGAAAAUAUAUGGCAAAUUGUGUUUUUUUGCCAUAAUCUAAUAUAUGAGAAGAAAUCAAUCAAUAUACUAACUACGAGAUUUUGUUAAUUUUAGUAGCUUACAUUCUAAAAACAUGGAUCAUCCCUUGUCGUUGAAAUUAUCGUCUUUAAGUUUAAUAUCUCAAUGUAAACUGCAGAAUAUUCUUGCAUUAUGUGGCGAUAAAAAGGAUCUCAUAAUUGAUCCAAUUUUGAUUAAACCUUUAGAAAGAAUUUGCGGCGUAAGUUGGCUGAGACAACUUGGUAUUGAUAAAAUAUACAAAAUGGAUCCACAACUCGGAACUACAGCCAAUAUAAAUAGAGUUUACUUCAUUCCUUCUUGUGUUCACAAAUAUAAAUGUGUGCUGGACCAAAUUGCAUCAUUGAUAAGCCAGAAUGCAUCAUUAGAAGAACUGGAGUGUUUUCACAUAAUAAUUGUUCCCAAAGCCAUUGAUUCCUAUGUUUCUAUACUUGAAAGUAGGGGUCUUUUUGGUACUGUUACAUUGCAUUCAUUUUCAUGGGAAUUAAUGGUUCUAGAUGAACAAUUGAUUAGCUUAGAAUUACCAUUCCUCUACAAACAGUUAUUUGUUGAUCAGGACCAAUCAUUAUUGUCUAGCAUUUCCAUGUCACUUUGGAGUUUAUUCCAUGUGAUUGGACGACCUAAAAUCAUGUUAUCUGUUGGAAAGUUGUCUGCUAGUGCUCUAGAUAUUUUGGAACUUUAUAAGGAAACAUACUCCAGAGAGUUCAUGAAUACUAAUAGCUCAGAAGAAAUAGGAGCAGUGAUAUUACUGGACAGAAAUCAAGAUUAUCCAACAACCUUACUAACCCCAGCAACAUAUAGUGGACUUUUGAGUGAACUUUUCAAGAUUAAUUGUGGAUAUUUAGACCUGAAUGUCAAAGAAACAAAGCUAAAAAUGGGAAAAUUAGACUUUGGCUUUAAGAAUGAAGAAGCACCCUCUAAGAACACAGUCAUGCCUUUGGAUAGUUCUAUAGAUACUCUUUAUGGAGAGAUUAAACAUAGGCAUUUUUCUGAAGUGCUGAGUGUGUUGAGUUCAAAAGCAAAGCUGUUAAAGAACGAGGAUAUAAAGGCUCUGGGUAUACAGGAAAUAAAACAUUUUGUUACUACAAAACUACAACAAGUGGCAUUAUUCAAACAAAGUUUGGUAAACCAUGUGUUAGCAUGUGAAACUAUAAUAUCAGAAAUGAGUAACAAGUUUGAGAACUUAAAGGAGACUGAAACUGAUAUGUUGAACAACAGAAAUAAGAAAUCUAACUUCACGUUUGUGGAUGAAAACUUUGGCACUGAUAUCCAUAUAUACAAUAGUUUGCGUCUCAUGUGUUUAUUAAGUUUGACACAAGGUUUAACUUAUGAUGAGUAUAACUCUCUUGUUAGUAAAUAUUUGAUAGCUUUUGGUUAUAAGUAUUUGUAUAUUUUCAACAAUUUAAUGAAUGCAGGUUUGUUGAUUCAACCUUCAAGUCCAAAGCUGUCUUUGAACUUGAAAUCUAAUUUAAGUAAUCUCAGGGACACAUUGCAAUGGCAGAGUGCUUUCCAGUCAACUGCAAAACAGUUGAAGCAGUUGCCAUCUCAGCCUGAUAAAGUUGGGAAAUCAUCUCCUAGCUAUGUGUUCAAUGGUGGAUAUGUUCCAUUGGCCGCAACACUGUGUAACACAGUAUUGACAUCUGAAUCUCUUUAUGAAGUUAUCACUAAAUUGUCAGCACUAUCUGAAUUGAAAGUUGGAGGGAAAAUUGUGGACCAACUCAAAGUUGGAGUGGAGACUUUGAAUGAAAAGUUAGCCAAUUUGAAGCUUCAGACUGACUUUGAAUUUGGUUGUAAGGAUUCUAAAAGCUUGAUGAAGCUAUUGAAAAAUGACCCCAAUUUAGGCAAUGUAUUUCCAUUGAAGCCCAAGAGUGUUUUGGUGUAUGUGAUUGGUGGAAUAACAUAUGCUGAAAUAGCCGCGUGUGACGUCAUCCAGACCACCACAGGGAGUAAAGUAUAUUUGGCUAGUGACUGUGUGCUCAGCGGCAGGGACUUGAUGGUAGCUUGUACAUAACAUAAUUUAAAAAAUUAAAUUAGGAAAUAUGUAUAUGUAGCUGCUUUAACACAUGUAUAGAAAAUAUAAGAACAAAUAUUACAGUUAUGAAUAUGGGAAAAGACAAAUUGGAGAAAAAGCUAAAGAUUUAAAAUCUCCUUUUUUAUAAUGAAUAUAAGUUAAACUAGUCCUAUAAUUUUAUAUUAUAAAAUUUUCAUCAAGGUAUUCAUGAAAGUCAAACAAUUGUAUUAUUAAAAUAGUUUUAUUUAUAUCUGAUACUUACAACAUUAUUAUAUCACAGUACAAAAAUUA
This is a messenger RNA of Plodia interpunctella (Indianmeal moth), 2446 nucleotides long. It is a transcript of the gene Vps33B, whose product is annotated as Vacuolar protein sorting 33B. The record is from RefSeq and is a predicted model, not a curated record. Gene Ontology annotation, biological process: vesicle-mediated transport; intracellular protein transport. Gene Ontology annotation, cellular component: CORVET complex; vacuole. The transcript has 2 exons. Lineage: Eukaryota; Metazoa; Arthropoda; Insecta; Lepidoptera; Pyralidae. The coding region runs from base 203 to 2155 and encodes 650 amino acids.